AUUCUGUACGCUAAGGUUAAGGUAAGCUUCGAGAACACAUUACCACACGCCUCUUUUCUCUUCUCUUGCUUGUAUCUUUUCGUUCAGAGAACCCUAAUUUUGCGUCCUCACGCCCUCGUCGCUAUGGAUAUUGAGGAGGAUAUCCGCUCGUUACAGCUUGAUUCAGCAGCAGAAGAGAAUAAUGGGGUGGCCAAUCCAGAAGAAGAAAAGCCUGACGAAGUUGAGAACGAGGAUAAGAUGGAGGAAGAUCCAAAGGAGGUGCGCACAGUUUCUCAGCCAGUUAAUCCUGAGCCAAAAGUGAAACACAAGGAAGUAUCUGCACCGCAAGAUGUUGAGGUGGAGGCGGAGAAAGGAAUUACGAAGCGACACUUGAAUGUUGUAUUUAUUGGUCAUGUUGAUGCUGGUAAGUCCACAACUGGAGGUCAGAUACUUUUCCUUAGUGGUCAGGUUGAUGACCGUACAAUCCAAAAAUAUGAAAAAGAAGCAAAGGACAAAAGUAGGGAAAGCUGGUAUAUGGCAUAUAUUAUGGACACUAAUGAAGAGGAGAGAGUCAAGGGUAAAACAGUAGAAGUUGGAAGAGCACAUUUUGAAACGGAGACAACUAGGUUUACAAUUUUGGAUGCACCGGGUCACAAGAGUUAUGUUCCAAAUAUGAUUAGUGGGGCAUCUCAAGCUGAUAUUGGUGUACUGGUAAUAUCGGCUAGAAAAGGGGAAUUUGAAACUGGAUAUGAGAAAGGUGGACAGACCCGUGAACAUGUUAUGCUGGCAAAAACCUUGGGUGUCUCCAAGCUGCUCAUUGUUGUGAACAAAAUGGAUGAUCACACUGUGAACUGGUCAAAAGAGAGGUAUGAUGAAAUUGAAUCAAAGAUGAUACCAUUCUUAAAGUCCUCAGGCUACAAUGUGAAGAAAGAUGUCCAGUUUCUUCCAAUUUCUGGUUUGAUUGGCGCAAACAUGAAAACAAGAAUAGACAAAAGCAUUUGCCCGUGGUGGAAUGGUCCCUGUCUCUUUGAAGCCCUUGAUGCCAUUGAGAUUCCCUCACGAGAUCCUAAAGGUCCAUUUAGGAUGCCUAUACUUGACAAAUUCAAAGAUAUGGGAACUGUUGUGAUGGGAAAAGUAGAAUCUGGUAGUGUGGGGGAGGGCGAUUCCUUGUUGGUCAUGCCGAAUAAGGCUCAAGUAAAAGUUGUUGCUGUAUACUGUGAUGACGAUAAGGUUAGGUGUGCAGGACCUGGCGAAAAUCUACGGGUGAGAUUGGCUGGGAUUGAAGAAGAGGAUAUAUUAUCAGGUUUCGUCUUGUCAAGUGUUGCCAAACCAAUAGCUGCUGUCACUGAAUUUAUUGCCCAGUUACAGAUCCUUGAGCUUCUGGACAAUGCAAUUUUUACUGCUGGCUAUAAGGCUGUCUUGCACAUUCAUUCUGUUGUGGAGGAAUGUGAGAUUGUUGAGCUAAUACAGCAAAUUGAUCCAAAGACAAAGAAACCCAUGAAAAAGAAAGUUCUCUUUGUGAAGAAUGGUGCUGUUGUUGUAUGCCGCGUUCAGGUGAAUAACUUGAUAUGCAUUGAGAAGUUCUCAGAUUUUCCGCAGCUUGGAAGGUUCACCCUUCGUACUGAAGGAAAAACUGUUGCAGUGGGAAAAGUGACUGAUCUUUGUGCCGCUUAACCAAUUUUGUUACUAGAGGCAAAGCUGAAUCAGCAGAACAACUUUUUUGCGUGUCUGAUCUGAUCGAUUGCAGCUGAAGGAGUUGAGAUAAUGACAUUAUUAUCAGCAAUCGAUAGAGAAAUUGUUUGGAUUCAGCUGUUGCAUUGCCGAGGUUUUGGUGUUGGUAUCAUAGUUAUGUUAUUGAAAUG
Pistacia vera is the source of this 1841-nucleotide messenger RNA. Its product is annotated as eukaryotic peptide chain release factor GTP-binding subunit ERF3A. Gene Ontology annotation, cellular component: translation release factor complex. The transcript has 19 exons. The coding region runs from base 124 to 1653 and encodes 509 amino acids. The record is from RefSeq and is a predicted model, not a curated record. Gene Ontology annotation, molecular function: GTP binding; translation release factor activity; GTPase activity. Gene Ontology annotation, biological process: translation. Lineage: Eukaryota; Viridiplantae; Streptophyta; Magnoliopsida; Sapindales; Anacardiaceae.